Salvia miltiorrhiza (redroot sage) is the source of this 904-nucleotide messenger RNA. Its product is annotated as 21.9 kDa heat shock protein-like. NCBI's taxonomy places the organism in Eukaryota, Viridiplantae, Streptophyta, Magnoliopsida, Lamiales, Lamiaceae. The coding region runs from base 171 to 755 and encodes 194 amino acids. The transcript has a single exon. Gene Ontology annotation, biological process: protein complex oligomerization; protein folding; response to hydrogen peroxide. The record is from RefSeq and is a predicted model, not a curated record.
AAUUCAUUUCUCAAACUUUCCAGAAUCCCCCAACUUCUCUCUAGAACAAUGUACGCUCUCCCCACAACUCUAGAACCACGUACGCAUCACCUAUAAAUUCCUUCCCUCACUCAGCAUAUAGCAUCAGCAUUGUAUCUAGCAACACCACGCCUAUCAUCAAACUCGCAUCAAUGGAGAGAGCAAACCUCGCAAUAGCCUUGUUCACCGCGGCGGCGCUUCUCCUGCCGCCCGUAACCACCGCACUGGUGCCCUACUCCCCGCGCUCCCUAUGGGACCUGAUGCUACCCCCCGACGACCCCUUCAAGAUCCUGGAGCAGUCGCCGCUGGCCGCGGCCAGGGCCGCCGUGGACGAGAGUUCGGUGGCGCUGGCGCGGGCGGACUGGAAGGAAACGGCGGGCGAGCACCAGAUCUCCCUCGACAUCCCCGGCAUGAGGAGGGAGGACAUCAAGAUCGAGGUGGAGGAGAACCGCGUGCUCCGCGUGAGUGGGGAGCGGAGGACGGAGGAGGAGGCGGAGGGCGAGCGGUGGCACAGGGUGGAGCGGACGGCGGGGAAGUUCUGGCGGCAGUUCAGGAUGCCAGCAAAUGCGGACAUGGAGAAGGUGAGCGCCCGGUUGGAGGAUGGAGUGUUGAGGAUCAGUGUGCCAAAGGUGAAGGAGCAGGAGGCGAAGAAGGAGCCCAAGAUCAUAACCAUUGGCUCUGCAGACAAGGAGGAGAAGGAUGUUGUGAAGCCCGCGGCCACCAAGAAAGAGCUCUGAGACCAUCUUCCAUCAACCGUUGCAUGUGUGUUUUUUUCUUCUUCUUUUUCCUUGUUGCCAAAAUGGAUGUUUUUUGUUUUGAGGUUGGGUAUGUUACUAUGACUGUAUAACAUUUCAAGUUUUGUAUAAUAAAGUGUUGAUUGUUAUAA